Messenger RNA from Pocillopora damicornis (cauliflower coral), 1164 nucleotides. RefSeq lists its product as uncharacterized. The record is from RefSeq and is a predicted model, not a curated record. Gene Ontology annotation, cellular component: signaling receptor complex; plasma membrane. Lineage: Eukaryota; Metazoa; Cnidaria; Anthozoa; Scleractinia; Pocilloporidae. Gene Ontology annotation, molecular function: protein binding; transmembrane receptor protein tyrosine kinase activity; ATP binding. Gene Ontology annotation, biological process: cell surface receptor protein tyrosine kinase signaling pathway; positive regulation of kinase activity; protein phosphorylation.
AAGCGACUUCCAGAAGAUUUUGGCACAUCCUUCCUCGUUGAGGCAUCAGCAAAGGUCUGACAGGAUGGUGUCUUUGCGUGAUUAUGAAAUUUACUUACUCUUUCUUCUGCUGGUAAAGUUUCACGGGUCAGGGGGUGUGGAUGUGCAUUUCACCCAGGAACCUUCUAGUCCAAGCUACUUUAACAAUGGUAGUGAUGCCAAGCUAGUGUGGGACUACACUGAUCCACAUAAUGGCAUUCAGGACAUUCUCUAUGAAGUUCAGGUAAAUGGUGCAUUUGUCAAAAUGAUGGUUAAGAGCAGUCUUGAUGUCCAAGAACAUCCUAGUAUUCCUCCAUCUUACAAAGGAAGAGUUAAAAUUGAAGGAAGAGCUACCUUGGUUAUCAAGAACAUCAACCCUAGAGACAAUGCUAAAUUUAACUGUGAGCUCAUUGGAAGCUUUCUCGAAACAGUUAAAAGUACAGUUCAGCUUAUUGUGGCAGAGGCACCCGUUAUAAACCCCUCUUUAGAAGGAAAAUAUUACAUUGAAGGUUCCCCUGUCACCAUAGCCUGUGAAGCCUCUGGGAAACCUCUGCCGGAUGUAGCAUGGAUUAGAAAUGGAGUACCGGAAAGUUCAGGGAAGAAAGCUACGUUUUUAAAGUUCGAUAACAUAAACAGAACAGAUGCAGGACAAUAUACAUGUGAGGCUAAUAACUCAGUGGAAGUCACUUCCAGUGACACAACAAUUGUAGUUUACUUUCCUCUUCAAAGCUACUCUCUUCAUCGCUUUCUUCUGAGUCACUGACGCAGGUCAGACCAUUGGGGUUACUUCAUGCUUCAUCGUCUGCCAUGCCGAAGCACCCUCCUGUGCAAGCAAGUCCGGAAAGUCCACACGAAUGCUUAGUAGUUUGAUUGCUCUAGAUGUUGAAGUAGACGAUUAGUCAUUGGAGGAAACAUUCCGUUUUUCAUCUUAUUCUCGUAGAACAUGAGAUAAGAUAAUUCAAUUCUUGUCUUUUUGGUGGUCAUGUAUGAGCUGCAAACAAAGGCUUUGCUUUUGCCAAGUCUGCAGAGAGCAACCGACAGGAAAUCGCAUAGGUUUACCAAGUGUCAAAAAUUUAGUAUUCAUGUUUAAAGUGAAAGUUCAAACGUACAUCAAACGCAACGAAGGUCGAUUGCUACAACUUUAAA